Messenger RNA from Danio aesculapii, 8236 nucleotides. It is a transcript of the gene nexmifb, whose product is annotated as neurite extension and migration factor b. The transcript has 3 exons. The record is from RefSeq and is a predicted model, not a curated record. Lineage: Eukaryota; Metazoa; Chordata; Actinopteri; Cypriniformes; Danionidae. Gene Ontology annotation, biological process: negative regulation of cell-matrix adhesion; negative regulation of neuron migration; negative regulation of cell-cell adhesion mediated by cadherin. Bases 779 to 4474 code for a protein of 1231 amino acids. Gene Ontology annotation, cellular component: nucleus.
GCGCGCUUACGAGACUGCGCCCAUCACACCGAGAUCCAGCAGCCCGAACAAUGGCAGCAUCCAGCACCUGAUUUACAGAUGGAGACGUGCUGGAGCUGAAGAGCGCUGCUUUUUAACGACACGGUCCUGCUGUCAUUGGAGAUGGAGCGAUAGAGGAAAGAGAAUCAGCGGGCUGUUCUCCAUCACUGACGGGAGGCGCGUCCACCUGCUCUCUGACUGGAGGCCCGGGAUGCGCGAAAACAUGCACAAGUGCCUCUGAUAAAGGAAAUUAUUUCAACAUUUAAGCUGGUAUGUGGUGAAAACCUCUCGGCGUGAAGAAAUAACCACUAUUUGGCAGCUUCAAGUGUAGGAAGGAGUGAUAUAAUGAAGCAACACACAAGCUGGACAGACUCACAUUGAUGGACUGGAAACAAGCCCAUAUCAUCAUUCAGGCGUUGGGUGCAGUAGAAACCAAUGAACUGGAACAGACAGGUUCACGUGAUCUGAAGAGUAGUCUACAGUCGUAUGUGCCCACAGAGCUUUAUGAUGUUGCAGAUGCUGCCUUACACACAUCCUUCACAUCUGCUGCAGUGAGCACAAAGCGAGGCAAUUUGUACUGCCACAGCGUUAAACUGGCCUUAAAGCACCACUUACCUUGGCCACUUUCAACACAGUCUCUUUUAGUGGACCGCCCAUCUGAUGUGUCAGCAAACCACAAAAUAUCCCUCACACCCUGUACUGUCAAGGGCUUGAGCCCCAGGGCCUUUCAAAGGAAGACCACAUUCAGACUCAUUUCACCAUGAUAGAACCUGCAAACAUAACUGGGCUGACACAGGACUGUUUGAUUCAACAGAGUCGCACCUGUCCAGGCUGCUACGUUGAAACUAAAGACAUGUCUAAUGUAGAGGCCAGUAUCAACCUCAAAAUGACUGACAUGAACCGAGACUACAGCACCUGCCCUAUCUCUGAUAUUAACAUGCAAUGCAUGAGCACAAGUGAGACAGGAAGUUAUGGAGACCAGCUCCUCUCUGACCAGCUUUUGAGCUUUCCUGUCACUAAAACCCAGUUGCUGGAAAAGAAGGACACAGAGAAAAUAGACUUAGAUGAUCCAGCCUCCAAAAACCUGUAUGAGAGCCUGUUAUUAGACAAGUGCAGUGGUGAGGAUGGCUUGCUUACUAAUCCAAAUCAGGACUGGGGUUACUUUGAGUCCUUUAUUAGUGAGAGUAAGAUGGAAUUGCUGGAUCUUUGCUCCAAGAAUGAGCUAUCUGUAAAUCUCUUCUCCGAGGAGGAUGUGGACAAUUACAUGUUUGAUGAUGAUGAUGAUUCCACUCUGAGCAGUGAUGUGUGCUCGUUAAAAAUCCGCUACGAGUCCUUCCAGGACAACAUUAGGGAGAAAACCAAUGUUCUGCAAGAAGAAACCCAGUUCAACUUUUUCCCAAGUGUCUUGGUAAACUGCACAAAGAAAGAGAGCAGUGUAGUGAAACGAGUUGUGGAUGAGGCACCACCUAAAUCAGAGGAGCUUGGAUUUCAGAAUGACAACAAAGGGGAUGGAAAUGACAGUUCCACAGAGCAGAUGCCUGGUUACAACCCCAAAAUGAACUAUAUUAUCGAUUCAAGUAACUCGGCUGAUGAUUCAGGGGAGUAUAGUGAUGAAAGCUCUUCCACCAUUUGCUCUUUUGACACCUUCCAAGACAACAGACCUAAAAACUUGUUCUCUCGAAAAAACGCAAGCUGCUCUAACCAUCUGAACUACGGAUUACGGGCCAAAAGAAAAUUUAGGUUUAGUGACGACUACUUGUAUUACGUUGAGUCCACUGAUGGAGAAAGAAACAUUGAAAAGCGAGAAAAACCACCGAUUGGUCCGAAGCAAGAAGAGGAUCUUGACUGGUGCCCUAAAAAGAGACGCAAAUAUUCUCGCAAAGAUCCACCUGUAAUAAUCAAAUACAUUAUCGUUAACAGGUUCAAAGGAGAUAAAUGCAUGGCUGUAAAGCUGGGCAGAAUUGAUUCAUCCGACACGACGGUGAGCUUAAAUGAGGAUGCAAUCAACAAAUAUGAGAAGCUUUCACCUCUGAAAGAUUUCUGGCAGGAGAAGCAGAGAGAAAGAGAGGAACAGCUUAAGCUGGCAGCAGGAGAUAAACACAAUUCUCACCAUCAUGCCUUUAGUUCCAGUCCCCCCAAAAGGAAAUAUAAGCUAGCAAACAGGCUCAGAAUUCAGAGAAUUCAAACUGUGGAGCAAUCACCCAACACGCAGGGCCCCUUUGCCUCUGAUCCUAGGCAGGAGGUUUCUUCUACAGAUGAAACUGCCUCCAUGGGAAUGCCAUUAACAAUAGCCACCAGCUGUGCAAGCACAUUAGACUCAAAUGACAUCAUACACACUGCCGCCCGGAAGAGCAGAUCACAAGAGAGGGAGGAAAGGAGAAUAGGGAAUAAAAUAUUCAGAAUACAUAAAUUCAGAAGUGAAGCCAGACUUAGGAGCAAGAAAAUAAGAGACCUUGUGGAGAAUAACGAAAGCAUGACAGACCUGACAGAAGUUUGCUCGCUGCAGAAAAAUAUGGACACAGUAGGAGGUGCAGAAGAUAAAAAUGUCAGCCCAGCUGCACACAUUCCCCAUUUGUGUGAAAGCCAAACAGCUAAUGCCACUGAAAAAUUUGCUUUUGUGUCUAACACCUGCUCCUGUAACAAAGAGUCAUCAUCUGAGAAUGUGGCUGCAAGUGUUUCGGUUAUUCCUGGAGGCUACCUUCAAACACUGCUGGAUGCCUCUGAUUCUUCAGGUAGCACUGGUAUCCCGUUUUUCCCCCAGCAGACCCAACACCCAUUGGAACUCUCUUUGGAAAAGCAGCAAUUCACCUCAAUUCAGCUAGCACAAAGCUGUGUUCUUUCACCACCGUCAGAAUCAGAGCUUCAGCAGUCACCCCAGAAUUGCCCGACUCUUACCCAGAUGUGGCAAGCCCAGCUUCAUUCCAACCAGCAGCAGUUUGCCACUGCAGAUGUUGCUGAAUCUGCAAUUCAACCAAACAGCUUCGAUGGAGAGAUAGCUCUGCCUAUGUCUGAGAGUCUGACUGUGUCAGGAUACAGCCAGCUGAGUCUAGAGAGCAACAGAAUGCUUUAUGAAAAGAAUUACAUGCCUGAGCAGCCACUGCCUCCUGAUGCUGAGUUUCAGGCAUGUCAGGGGCAGCCACAGUUUCAAAGAGCCACACUCCACACCGACAAUGGUCGGCUCAUCAGUUUCGACUCAGUUGGUUCGCUGUCAGCUACUUCCAGCAAUUACAGCUCUCUGAGUCUUAAGUCUUGUGAAAAAGAUGGUGAGGAUGAUGUGAAUGAGGACUUUCUGGCCCACUACAGUCCCAAACUUGUUAUUCAACAGAGUAUUGAUGCAAUCACACCCCUGAGAGAGUCUACAGAUUUGCUAGACAUCUCCAACUUCACACCAGAUAAAUUCAGACACGCAUCUUUGUCAGAACUGUCUCCUCCGGAGACCCCUAAUUUAUCCCCUCAAGUUAUGGGCCGUGAGAUUAAGAUAGUCGGGAAGGCCACUGACCUCCAAGAUGGAGUUAAGAUGUCAUGCACUGAAAACAUGGACUGGAAAUGCAAGAUGAUAAAGCAACAAGAUCUAGCUAGAUAUUCAGUUGAGGGUCACACAUAUCAAUUGAACGUGUUUAAUGGCGAAAACAACUUAAGCUUGGGGACAAAGCAGGAAAAUCUAGCUAACAUUGAUGGUGAUAUGGUGAAUACAUUUAAGGGGACUAAGGCAAAGAGGAGAAAUAGCAACAAGCCACCUGCUGGGCAGGGCACCAAAAAAACCAAAGCCCCUAAAGUCCCUAAGACAGACAAGGGCAAAAUUCCACGUCAAACUUCGCGAACAUCUAAAAAGCUAAAGACUUUAUUGGACGAGAAAGGCAGUAACAGCCAGACCGAAGGCAUUGCUUAUCUGCUCAAGGACAGUAGCUCUGAGGAAUGGACAGGAAUUGGUUGUUCAGAGAGCAAAAGUCAAGUCCACGAUGACCAGAGAGAGUUUGAAGAGCCAUCCAACAUCUUGUCAAACAUCGUCUCAGGGAUGGCCGAAGUACAGAGAUUCAUGAUGGCCUCUGUUGAGCCAAUAUGGGGCCCUGCAGCAAACGUAAGCCUGCCCUCGGAAGCUAACAGUCUCAAGUUAAAGACUCUGAAAAUCCUUGCAGGAACUUCAUCUGAUCCGAAGAAGAAAGGCACUUUGAGUACAGGGGGCACAAAAGGCAGAAAAGGUGGGACGAAAGGUGUCAAAAAUCAGGCAAAGUUCAAUGCCUCCUUACCUUUUUUCCCUCAGCUGGCUUUGGGCUGUAACAUGUUUGACAAGCCUAACCUUGGCGUUCCAGGUAUAAAUGGGCCUGCACAUAAAAAGAUGUACCGUCACAAAACCAGUGCGAAAUUCCCUCGGAUUGAAAAUCUAAAGGGCACGCGACCUGAACGAGAGCCAAAUAAGGACAUAUCGUUAAUGGCUUCUUUUGAGAAACUGAGGUAAUAUUUUAUAUCUAGCUGCUGAUGCACGUUCCUCACUUUCCCCAAUUCCUCUUCAUUUCUUACCAUACCUACACUGACUCAAGACCAGAGAUGCAUGGAAUUAUGUUAUGCUUUAGAAUCCCCACCUUCUUUUUUGCCCCCGAAGAGGAUAUUGAUAUCUUGCAUGAGAAACUUAUUGUACUCGCAAACUACCUAUUGAUUGAUUGUGCAAGGCUUGAUUGAGAUUUAAAAUUACCAUGGCUGCAUUUUUAUUCUGCGUUCUUGUUUUGCUGUUUUCUUUCUCCCUCACAGUUGCUAAUUAGUUUUUGUCUGAAGAAGAAAAGAACAACUUUGAUAAGUGCAAAUUCUCUUUUUGGACUUUUUUGUUCAGUUUUCAGUGGAUCUUUCUGCCCUUAUGUAAUUAUAUUUCUCUCUUCAAACAUGUAGCUAUUAAAAAAAAUGUCUUUGUGUGAAACAAGCUCCCCCUUUUGAUUAUGUAUGCUGAAACGGAUGCCCUCUCCUCUCUUUUUACCCCUUCACUGCCUGACUUUUGUUUUUUUAAGUGUGAAAUGCUCAAGAUGACCUUGUCUAGGAUAACAUCCCUGGUACAUCCUUAAAUAUCGACAGCACACAGUGGAACCAUUUUGUAAUGAAGACAUAUCAGAUUAAUGUUGUUACAGUUACUUUCUUACUGUUGGAAUGUACUUAUGAUUUCCCCUUAUCUACUAACGACUGCUUUUUACAGGAUUUGUACUCUAGAUUGUCUUUAAAAGAGACUAUGCCAUGGAAAUCGCAAAAUGCUUCUGUUUUACUUUAAUUUAUAUAAUAAUAAUAAUAAUUAACAGUGGUUGUCUGAAACAAUACUCCUGGGCCCUGUUUCAGGAAGGAGGUUAAGUGAAAACUCAGAGUAUGUUAACCCUGAAAUGAGAGAAACACUGGCUUUUCAGUUCCAAAAUGGCAGGUUUGUCAAACUCGAGAAAACAGGGUAAGGCAAGCCUGUUUCUGAAAGAGAGGUAACUUUUAAGUCAGUUACCAUGGUAAUUUACUCUGUGAACCUAACCUUGUCAGGAGCACGGUUUGUUCUCUAAACUCUAAGUUUCUGACAGUUUCCUCCCCAUUUUUUAAAGACAAAGAGUGUUUCUCGCCUUAGCCUUAGUCAUUCAUUGCCUACAUUUCAGUCACACAAAGAACAAAGUUACGAGAAUGGCUUGUCCUUUUUUUGGGAAAAUUAAAAUUAGAUUCAAUACCAUAGUUUUAUGUUUUACCUUUGAUAUUACUGGAAAAAAUAUAUAAUUAGCUAAAAUUCACUGUCCUUCGACAGGGACAUGUACUUUAACUAGAUUAAUGGGAUUAUUAGUCAUUCUAAAAACAUUUUUUUCAGUACUGCCUACGUUCUAAUUGUCAUAUCAACCUCUACCACUUGAUCAAUAAAAAAGGCAGACACACAAGUGCACUUUUGAAUCUGUUAAAAACCUAAUUUUAGAAAUGUUAACUUAAACUGAUCACAGUGUGUAAAAGUGGGAACCUCAAAUUAAACAUUUCCACUGAACAUUAAGCUAAGGUUACAUGCAUUCUUGUUUUGUCAAAUUUGUUGUAGAAACUAUGCAGUAGCCUGUUUUAUGAAAUUAAUGCAAUCACAUCUAAAAUAAAAUAACUUCCAAUUGCCCACUUUUUCAAGUGAAAAUUCUAUAAACGUCUAUUACAUUACUUAUUUUUUGUUUACAUAAAUACUUAAAUACUUUAAAUACUAAAAUCUUACACAUUAACUUGAGCAGUUUCUUGAGCUUGUCUCUGUUUCGCCAAUGCAGUGGUGUUGCUUUUUUCUUAAAAUAUAUGGUCAUAUUUGCUAUACCUUUGCAUGAGCACAUCAAGUUCAGCUGGAGAAAAAAAAACGCAGAUAUUUUUUUUUUUCAAUUGUUGCCAUGGUGGUAAUAUCUGCGCUCUAUUGAUAAUGCCUUUCAAUUAGUCUACUCAGAUUUGAUUGAUCUAACUCAGAUCAACUGUUCUGAAACCGAAAACUCUUUUUAAUCUCUCCGUAAGUCAACUCAGAGUUCAAGUUUAAACUCCAAGUUGGUUAAACCUCCUUUCUGAAACAGGCCCCUGUUAGCAGAUGUAUUAUUAUUAUUACUAUUAUUAUUAUUAUUAAGUAUCAUUGUACAAAAAUGCACUGUUUGAAGGAAAACAUGAUUUUUACAUGUGUGCCAAAUGUAAGCCUGCGCACAUUUAUAAUCUGUAUGAAAAUCCUGAUAAAUGCUGGCUGUUCUCUUUCAUGACUUGACGAGAUCUGACCUUUCUUUUCUGGUUUGUUGUUUUAUUUUCUUUGGGGACCCUAUCGCGUGAAGAGCACCUGCAGCUGACAGUGGUACAACCACUCGACCAAAACAGCUAAACUCUGACCAAUUUUUACUUUUCAUAUCACAUUCAAUGUACCUCAGCAUUACUUGGGCUUUGAAUUGAAAAGAGAAAUGAAGAUGAAGAAAAAUGGACACGGAUAUUAAAGGAUGGCAUCUGUCAGGCUCACAAAAUACUGUAACAGACACUGGGAACGUAAUUUUUUUUUUGAAUGGAGUGCUUUUGAUGUUUCAGAAUCUAUAAAUGAUGGCCUUUAUAUCAUUUAGCUAUUUGCCAUAAACAAUCUUUUCCCAAUAUGUUAUGUUUUAUUUAAUUCAAUUCAUUGGUGUCACAUAAUUAAUAUAGUAGUAAUGCAGGUUAUCCUCACAAAACGUCAUCUUAAUUAUAGCUUGGAGAUCAAACGCGUUCUGAUUUAUUUGGCAUUUAGCAUACGUAGAUUAUUAGAUGACACCAAGAGUUGCUCUAGGAGGACAUCUCAGGUAAAGUAAUGCCUUACCGAUAGCUUUUACCUUAGGAAGAGUUCAUUCCAUCCCCUUCUGCCUAUAGCCGGCCAUAAUUAGCACCGAGAUGAUGCUGAUAAGGAAACUGCACACGGGCCGCUCCGCUCAGCCAUCUCGCCUGCCUUUUCUUAUUUCUGCCUGUUUUCGACUGAAUGUACUUCAAGUUUUUUACAGCGUGCCACUGUUAAGCUGCCUCCUCCUACUGGUGCUAAGAAGGUAAUUGUAUUCUCCCAGAAUUGAAGAAUCAGUGAAUAUUAGAAUUGAAAACCCUUCUCCUCUCUUUAUGAAUGUACAAUAUAUGGUUCUGUUUGAUGUAUUCACAACACGAUUCGUCGUCAUUAAUUGGACUUGCUUUUGCCUUUUCGUUGGAGAAAUUACUGAGCUUUAUAAAUAUUGUCUAGAGUUGAUAACCAGAGGGAUUCUUAGCUCUCGACGUCACAAAAAUAUUGUAUAUUUUUCUCUGUGCCAAUUUGUAAGAUAUUUUGUAAGUGUAUAUUUUUCUUAGAAAGUGCUGUGAAGUAUUAGUGUGUGCGUGUGUGUGUGUGAAAGAGAGAGAGAAACCUUUUUUGUGCCUCUACAGGCAGUGAAAAGGAUGUAUAAUGACAAGCUUUUGGUUUUAAAAACCAAAAAUAUUACGAAAACAAAAAAUUAUUAAAAGGAAAAGACUACUUUUUGUUGCAAGUUUUGUAAGAGGAAAAUGAUCUUGUUGUGAGAGUGUUGUGUUACUGUGGAAAACAUAUAGGCAAAAAAAACACUGCAGACAAAAUUGUGAACUAUUUGCUGUUUUAUAGAUUUUCAUGUAAAUUAUUCUUGUAUUAUUUUAUGUUGUAUCUGUUGCAAAGGUUUUAAAUAUUUGUGAUCAAGCCUGUAUGGUGAAAUGUAAUAUUGGUAAUUGCUGAGUUUUGUAAUAAUGUUUAUGGAGUACAUAUACA